Molecule: messenger RNA, 645 nt
Organism: Suillus plorans
Lineage: Eukaryota; Fungi; Basidiomycota; Agaricomycetes; Boletales; Suillaceae
Exons: 2
Coding region: 145-522 (125 amino acids)
Source: RefSeq, a predicted model, not a curated record
AGCGUUGCCGUAUCGCGCCUUCCUAUGGCUAGAAAUCAUCAGCGUGUUCCGUGAAUUACAGAAACAUCGUCAGUCAAGUCGCGUUUUUCGAGAGCAAACAGUGUUUUGCGACUCUUCGUGAUCUCUUUAGAUGGGCCGGUCGUGAUGCAGGAGGUUAUCAAGAGUUGGCAGAGAAUGGGUAUAUGCUACUUGCGGAAAAUGCGCUGUUACCGACUCCUGCUAUCAACAUCUAUUGUCUUUCAUUUACGGAUUUGGUUCACGACAAGCCCAGAUCUUAGUUGGGGUAAGGCCAUGAAAGCGGUGAACUGGAUUUGUCCACUUGUACUCUGUUGGCGACCUGGCCCCAUAGGAUCGUUACUUGGCUUCAACGGGCCUUGGUUCUAUCAUCUUGGUCUAGUGUUAGUGAGUUAUAUUUACGCUCAUGCCUGUACCCUCCGCAAUUUUCGUUCACUUUUCAAUAAUUGGUGCUUCCAAACGUCUUUGAACACUUUUUGCAGCUUCGAUGAUUUAGCGCGAGACUAAUACUUCUAGAAAUAUCAAAAAUAUGAAUCAACAUCAAGGACGUGUACGAGGGAGUCUGUACAUUCCUCGCAAUGAAAGACUUCUAGUGCCCUCGGUUGCACGAUUGUCGGGAAACCCAACUCA